GCCUCUCGUUGCUCUUCUGCUCGGUGAUGGCGACUCGCUGCAUCGAUAUCCUCCUCUUCCUUUUGCCCCUCUCUGUAGCCGCCCUCACGAAGUGCUCCGGCGAGCAGAGUGAUCAGUACGACGACGAAUUGAGCCGCCUAGCCUCCGAAUGGUACAGCUCCAGCGAGAGGAGCGAUCAGUACUCCGACCGACUGAGUCAACUCACCGCAUGCCUCGCCACCGCCGGCGUCGACAACUUCACGUACCCGUCCGCCGACCCCACCGAGGCAGCCGCCUCCUCGUUCUACCAAUUGCUCAACUUCUCCAUCCAAAAUCUGCGCUUCGCCCCCGGUCCCGCCGCCCUCCCCGCAGCUGUCGUCCUCCCCGCCACCCAACUCCACCUCCGGAGCGCAGUCCUCUGCUCCCGCGAGGCCGGAUACAGCGUCCGCCUCCGCAGUGGCGGCCACAGCUACGAGGGCCUCUCCUACUCUGCCUCCGCCCCCUUUGUCGUCGUCGACCUUAUGCGCCUCAACCGCGUUAUAGUCGACUCGGCGUCUCGUACCGCGUGGGUCGAGUCCGGCGCCACCCUCGGCGAGACCUACCACGGCAUCUCUGCCGCCUCCGACGAUCUAGCCUUCUCCGCUGGGUCCUGCCCUACCGUCGGAAGCGGCGGCCAUAUCGCCGGCGGCGGGUUCGGCCUUCUCUCCCGGAAGUAUGGCCUCGCGGCCGACAACGUCCUCGACGCCGUCCUCAUCGACGCCGAUGGCCAAAUCAUGAACCGUGACGCCAUGGGCGAGGACGUCUUCUGGGCGAUUAGAGGCGGCGGGGGUGGCGCCUGGGGGGCGGUCUACGCCUGGAAACUCCGUCUCCUCCCCGUCCCCAGCCGCGUCGCCGCUUUCAUCAUCAACCGCCCCGGGUCGACUCCCCGGAUCGCGCAGCUCUUCCACAAGUGGCAACUCGUCGCGCCGAAUCUCCCCGACGAGUUCUACCUCUCCGCCUUCGUCGGCGCCGGCCUCCCGGAGUCAGGCGAGGUCGGCGGCAUGUCCGCCACCUUCAAGGGCUUCUACCUCGGCCCGGCCUCGGAGGCGCUCUCCAUCAUGACCCAAACGUUCCCCGAGUUGCAACUCGCAGACUCAGACUGCCAUCAGAUGAGUUGGAUCGAGUCGGUGGUGUUCUUCUCUGGUCUGCCGGAGGGGAGCACGGUUUCGGAUCUAAAAAACCGGUUCCUCAUCGAUAAGAAAUCCUUCAAGGCCAAAUCCGACUACGUACGGGUCCCGAUCCCCGAAUCGGACCUAAUCUCGAUCCUCAAUCAGCUCUUAGUGGAGCCGAAGGCAUACUUAAUUAUGGACCCGUAUGGGGGAGCCAUGGAUAGAAUCCCGAGCGAUCAUCUACCAUUCCCCCAUCGGAGUGGGAAUCUCUACGCGAUCCAAUAUCUGAUCGAAUGGCAAACAAAUGCUGACGAAAACAACCAAAACUACAUAGAGUGGAUGCGCAAGUUCUACGAAUUCAUGGCCGAUAAGGUAUCCGAUAAUCCACGAGCAGCAUACAUAAACUACGUGGAUUUAGAUUUAGGGACCAACGGAUGGACAAUAGAGGACGAACCGGCGAUCGAUCGAAUGGCAAACGUAAAGUCAUGGGGAGAGAGUUAUUUCUUGGGGAACUAUGAGAGGUUGGUUCGAGCCAAGACCAAAGUCGACCCGGAUAAUGUGUUUCAUAACCCACAAAGCAUACUGCCGUCAAACCAGAUCAAUGGUUAUCUGGCAUGAUGUUAUUUUUUUUAGAGUGAUUUAAUUGAUUAUGAAAGUGUACAGUGGCAUGUGAGUUGUGUUUACUUAAUGUUAAUGAGGUGAUCAAUUCAGGAGAAAUUGAGAUGAAACUUGAAAGUGGAAGUCGAUAUUGAUAAGUGAUAGCCUGUGACGUGAAAGUCAUUAUUGAUGUUUUGUUUGGGAGAAAGACAAAUAAUCCUAUCAGCUUCAGCCGCGCGUGCGUGAGAAUAGAUUGCCAAUAUUUUAUCAAGAUUUUGCAUUUAAAGGAGUCCAGAAUUUUCAGGAUCUUUGAGGCGUGGCCGUCUCGUCCGCGUAGAACUAAGAUUUUGCAUUUAAAGGAGUCCAGAAUUUUCAGGAUCUUUGAGGCGUGGCCGUCUCGUCCACGCAAGUUCUACGCGGACUCUCUUGACAAUUUUUCUUAACAAAAAAAUGGAAUGGGAAAUCGUGACGUAGUUUUGGAACGAAAAUGACGUCAGAGCUCGAAACUACGACGUUGAUGGGCCAAGCAACUACAUCGGCCUUUAAAGGAGGAAAUUGGCCCGCGUAGGUGCUGAUGAACGUGCGAUCAGAAGGCAUCUUGCCGUUCAUACGACUAGUUCGAUUUGGACACAGGUCCACCCGAGUCGCCUUAUGGCCGGGCCG
Zingiber officinale is the source of this 2387-nucleotide messenger RNA. RefSeq names its product reticuline oxidase-like. Gene Ontology annotation, molecular function: FAD binding; oxidoreductase activity. Lineage: Eukaryota; Viridiplantae; Streptophyta; Magnoliopsida; Zingiberales; Zingiberaceae. The transcript has a single exon. The record is from RefSeq and is a predicted model, not a curated record. The coding region runs from base 27 to 1745 and encodes 572 amino acids.